Messenger RNA from Syngnathus acus (greater pipefish), 1919 nucleotides. It is a transcript of the gene plvapb, whose product is annotated as plasmalemma vesicle associated protein b. The record is from RefSeq and is a predicted model, not a curated record. Bases 233 to 1510 code for a protein of 425 amino acids. Gene Ontology annotation, cellular component: caveola. The transcript has 9 exons. Gene Ontology annotation, biological process: regulation of vascular permeability; positive regulation of cellular extravasation. NCBI's taxonomy places the organism in Eukaryota, Metazoa, Chordata, Actinopteri, Syngnathiformes, Syngnathidae.
AGGGCCAGGAUGGACUGGAAAUGUGGCCCCAGCAGCAUUUAUAAACAUGGGCCCACUACUCUGGUCGGGAUCUUUGUUUACAUACGUCCAUACGUGCGUGUUGCGCUGCGUCGCAAGCUCACAAGACAGACAACUUUGCCACUUCUGCAUUUCAAGGGGGAGAACUUUUUGGACCUCCAAGCAAUUCCUGUUUUGAUCUUCCAAAGCAGUCGGCACCAUUUCACCUCCAAACAUGUACAGCAGCAGCUAUUCCCGGGCCAAAUUUGGCCUGGAGGCCAAGGAGCCGUUGCACAAACCCAAAAGCAAGAGCUGUGGCUACUACUUGAGGAUUGUGUUCUUCUUCUCCUCACUCAUCCAGUCCCUCAUCAUCAUCAGCCUAGUGCUGUUCCUCAUCUACGGGCAGCCGGAGAAGUCAGCCGAGGAGAUGAGAGUCAAGGAGCUGGAGCAGGGCUUCAACAGGCUGAGUGAGAACAACGUACAGCUGAGGAAGGAGAAAGGCGAGCUGGGAGCUCAACUCGGGGCACGUACAGCUGAGAAAGAUGCACUUGCCAAACAGCUGGAGCAGCUUAUGACCGAUGCUAACGCCACAAAGUUUUACCUAAUGAAUAAAUUAGCCUACUGUGAGAGGCAGGUGACAACGCGAAACAUGAUGAUGCGCUGCCCGACUCCCCCAAUACAACCACCGGUUGCCGUUACUACUAGCAAUGAGCUGAGAACUUUACAGAGCCUCAGCGCGCAGCAGAAAGCAAUGAUUGAACUCAUCAAAACCAACUUCACUCACACGGUCCACUACCUGAGUCAGGAACGGGACAACGCCCUUGAGGACAGAGACGUCCACCACCAGGACGUCAUCUCUCUUCGCAAAGAAAACACCAUGUUCAAGGAGCAGCUCACCAUCUACACCGGGAAAUGUAAAGAGGACUUCGCUCAUUCCCUGGAUGGGAUCCAAUUGGUGACCAGGGAUUUUCUGAACAAAAUCAACAACCUGUUCCCCCACCAGCUGACCUUUCACCUCACCUGUGAAAGCCAGCAGGAGCAAGUGGAGAAGAUAAGAAACAGCUGCACCAACCUGUCCAGAGAUGUGGAGAACAAGUUUCAGCGGUAUUUGGACAAUGUGGGCAACAAGGUGGCUGAGAUUCAAGCCACGUCAAGCCGACUGGAGGUGCAAAACUCCCACUUGCGCGCUGACCUGACGAGUUGUGAAGGUAACCGCAACGAGACAAUCAUUGAGACCAGCAGGCAGCUGCAACUCAAGCAGACCACUCAUGACGACAAGAUGGCCAAACUGCUGAUUGAGCAGAACCGGCUAAGAGAGCAGAAACAAUUGCUAGCGGACACUUUGGCCCUGAAAGAAAAUGAGCUUCAAACCCUCAGGGCAUUGCCCAAUUGCAAGGUGGGUCUUCCUAAACCUGCAGGCGGGCCGCCGUUCCACCAGCAGAACAGACAAACGUCAGCCAACCUGCCUGCUUUUGCAGCACCAAGCCUCAGCAAAACUCCAACGGCGAGAUGAACUGACGCAUGAACAAUGUAUGGACGACGGUGUAUGCAAAUGAUAUCAAGACAUGACGAACGAGACUAAGAACAUUCUGUAAAUAUACUGAUGUCACAUACACUCAUGAUUUGUUGUAAUAAAUGUGUGUAUCUCUUCAGGCUUCAGUCAGGGUCAUGUAAAAAAAAAAAAAAAAAGACACUGGUGUAAAUAUUACUUGUGUGUGGUACUCACUUUGUUUCUUUACCUUGCUUUCUGUUCUGCCCUCAGAAUUGUUUUCUUGAUGUUACAAUUGUUUGUGUGCUUAAAACUGAUUUAUUGAAUGUAUACUUUAUGCUAAGAAAUGUUUUCUAUGCACGGAAGCAAACCGGAAAUGUAUUUUGAAAUGCACCGGAAGCUGCGCAUAUUUCUGUUGAAGCGACUUGACAAC